AGGCAGGUCGGCUCUGGCGGCAGCAGAAGUGAGAGACAGACAGACAGAGAGCUGAGACAGAAUGCAGUACGGGUCUGUGGUCCUCAGUCUGCUGCUGCUGGCCGGCGUCAGCCAGGCUCAGUUCGGGGUGGGAGUAGGACUGGGAGCUGGCGUCGCCGCUCUUGGCGCUGCGGCCGUCGGCGGAGCGGCCCUCGGCGUGCUGGGCGCCGCCAUCGCCGGAAGGGGUAGGAGGGGGCGCGGCCGCUCGUUCCGCGGCAGGCGGUUCCGUGGCAGACGGUUCCGCGGCCGGCGGGCGGCGCUGGACCAGGCCGACGAUGUUGAGGAUGUCGAGGAGCAGAGCGUCAUCUGGGGCUCCGUGGCCGCCGCCGACCAGGACGGCUGCGCCCUCAAGCUCAUCUGCCUGCUGGAGGCCGCCGAAAAGGAGGCCAGCGACGACGAACGGACCGUGCUCACCUUCUUCGGCAACCUGACCGACACCGACAAGACUGUGGCGGCCUCGAAGCUUCCUUACGAGGCGGCCGGCUGGCUGGGUCAGCACCGCGGCGCCGAGGCCUGCGAGAUGCUCUACGGCGCCUCGUGUCCGUUCGGCAAGGACGAGAUGAUGCAGCUCGUCUCCAGCGUCUGGGAAGACAUGGACGAGGAGAAAGAGGUCGACAACACCGUCAACGCCUGAGCUGACAUUCAACCUGAAAACGUGUGUUCAUGGAUAUUUCCUCUGCGUUGUCAUCGGCUCUAAGUCACAGCUAAUAGAGGCGUGAAAAAACCUUUCUUAGUGAGACGUAGCCGCUUGCUCUAUGAUCAGAAACCAUGGAGUAUUUUAGAUAAUUCACCAAUAGCUGCGUGGAUUUCCAAACAUUAUUGAAGCUGCACUGCCUGCGUGGUCGAAUUCGUGUUGAUGACAAUACAAAAUGUGAUUGGA
Messenger RNA from Amphibalanus amphitrite, 919 nucleotides. RefSeq lists its product as uncharacterized. The record is from RefSeq and is a predicted model, not a curated record. The transcript is spliced from 3 exons. Lineage: Eukaryota; Metazoa; Arthropoda; Thecostraca; Balanomorpha; Balanidae. Bases 62 to 673 code for a protein of 203 amino acids.